This is a messenger RNA of Misgurnus anguillicaudatus (oriental weatherfish), 7221 nucleotides long. RefSeq lists its product as uncharacterized. The record is from RefSeq and is a predicted model, not a curated record. Gene Ontology annotation, cellular component: extracellular matrix. Gene Ontology annotation, molecular function: extracellular matrix structural constituent. NCBI's taxonomy places the organism in Eukaryota, Metazoa, Chordata, Actinopteri, Cypriniformes, Cobitidae.
ACGAGCUCGCGCCGUUUGCAAGGUGCGUUGCGUUCAGAGAUGUGUAGGCAUCGCCAAACAUAACGACUGAUUAAAGAGAAACUAGAGGAAGCCGGGAAGCUUUUAUCAAUUUCCUUAGAUUAAUCUCAUCAUCUUCUGGAUUUCAUUCACUAAAUUAGUGAAGUUAAUGCGAUGAGCGCAGGUCACUGCGUGAAACAUCACAGUUCGCGUGUCUCGUCGUUAUAACUCAGUCAAUCAUGUUGCUCGAGACUUUUGUGUGGACAGCGUUUUUAUUUACCUUUAUGAAAGCCAGCAUCCCUGAAACUGAUCCAACUGAAACAGCAGAUGUGGAAAGCGGUUCAGGAAUGAUGCUGACAGAACAAAUAGACUUGCUCGAUCAUCUAUGGCAGGUGGCCAAUCACAGCAAUGCAUCUGUAACCCAGGAGAAUCAUACAUUUCCAGUCCUGCAUGUAGGCCUGUACUCCACCCUCUCCAUACCCUUACGCCAGGUGUUUGGACACAGGUUUGCUGAUGAGUUUAGUUUGCUGCUGCGUCUGCGCAGCUCCCAGCUUGAAGACCGCAGCCUGCUCACCUUCCUCAGCCCGGACGGACACAUUUUACUGCAGGUCCGCAUCAGUGCCUACGCCAUCACCUUCAUCAGUACCCAGCAGCGACAUUAUGAGUUUCCUGUGACAGUGUUGUCUGAAGGCGACUGGCAUCGCGUGGCAUUCAGCGUCUCCACAGGCCGCUUGGCGUUGUAUGUGGACUGUUCUAUGGUUGAGAGCAUGGACUGGGCCUACAAAGAGGGUCUGGGGAUCUCCACAGAUGGCCUAGUGAUGGUGGGAGGAAUCAUUGAGGGAUUUGAGACCCCAUUUGAGGGCGAUUUAAUGCAAGUGACGUUUCUGAUGGGAGACCCAGAUGCAGCGCGAGAUCACUGUAGCGGUAAAGGACACAAACCACCUCGAUCUCCCCGCAUACACCCUGAGGGGGAACUCCUGCUGUCCUCAAAUGAUCUGGAGGAUUUAUUAGAGACAACCGAGGACGGAGACUCUGUUCGUGCAAAAAUAACUGGCCUGCGGAGACGUGGGAUUAUACGCGGCGAUGGGACUCUGCCAACCGGAUCCAAACGUCCUGGUGUUGUGGGGCGUGGUGAUGUAUUUGAGGUAGAUGAGGAUACGGACCUUGUGGACCAUAACAUCUUGUCCAAAAAUGGUGGCAAACCUUCGAAGACCUUCCCAACUGCAGGCAGUCGGGAUGGGAAGCCAGAAUCCACGUCUAAACGUUUAGAUGAAAACAUUACCAUCGAUAAGGAAAAAACUGGCAAACCGUUACCAAAGAAACCAGGGGAUACCACGAUAAUCAAUUUGGAUGUUAGGGAACCCACCUCCAGUCCUAAAGUCAAAGAGUCCAACCUGUUAAAGGAGAACCUAGACCGGGGAACCACCGUAUCACCCAGAAUUCCUGAAGUUUCCAAAGGAUCUAGUGGAGCAUCUGAAGAGCGUCCAUCUACUGUUAUACUAACAGGCAGGCACGGGGACCUCGUGCAAGGCUCUGAUGGAAGGAUGUAUCGCAUCCAGAGGGGACCUACGGGGCCAAUGGGGCCUCCUGGUGAACCUGGAUGUCCAGGGAGUCCUGGCUAUCCGGGAGCUAAAGGUGAUAAGGGUGCCAUUGGGUUAAAGGGGCGUCCAGGUCGCCCCGGAGUUCCAGGACACCCCGGACCACCAGGACUGCCCACCCUUUACCUGUGGAACAACACACCUGAUGAAUGGGUUAAAUUUCAGCAAACCUCGUUCUUCCAGCUUCUCCGUGCAGGCUGGCCUAGAGCGCAGGGUCCACCUGGGCCGGAAGGGGAGAUGGGAAGACCUGGGCCACAGGGACCACCUGGAGAACCAGGUGAUCGAGGGCCUGAAGGGCGAAUGGGAGACAUGGGUGAUCCUGGCCCUAAAGGUGUUAUAGGUAGAGCAGGUGUCCAUGGAAAGGAUGGGGAAAAUGGGUUGGAUGGACUUCAGGGGCCUCCAGGGAUUCCAGGGCCAAAGGGUCCCUUGGGCUAUAAAGGAGAAUCAGGCUCACCUGGAGAGAAGGGGGAGGAGGGCCUUAUGGGACCAGAAGGACCAUGUGGAGAAAUGGGAAAAGCCGGUGAGAAAGGUUUAAAAGGAGCACCUGGCCCUCCUGGUUCUCUCGGACCUCCUGGUCCUCAAGGCAUCAGAGGGCUGGAGGGCGCAGAAGGGCCACCAGGGCCAGAUGGGGAUGAUGGGAUAGAUGGACCACCUGGUCCUCCAGGUCCACCAGGACCUAAUGGUUGGACAGGUGUAAGCGGUGCACAAGGACCUAAUGGGUCUCGUGGCGAACCCGGGCCUGCAGGAGCUGUUGGCCCUUCAGGGAAACAGGGUCCUCAGGGAUUAGAGGGACAGAUCGGACCUCCAGGGCCCAGGGGCCCGCAGGGACUGUCAGGUCGAGAGGGUUUACCUGGCCCGAAAGGAGAGCCUGGACCUGAAGGGCCGGUCGGCCCCCGAGGCGAGACAGGAUUUGAAGGACUAAUGGGCAUGUUAGGAGCACAUGGCCUGAAAGGAUUCCCUGGCAUCAAUGGUAACAGAGGACCUGAAGGUGACAAGGGAGACAUUGGACCAAAAGGGAACAAGGGUAGCAGAGGUUCACUAGGGGUACAAGGCAUUCAAGGUGAGCAGGGUCCUACAGGCUUUCCUGGUUUUCCAGGAAACCGAGGUCUACCAGGAGAGCAAGGGUUUCAGGGUGAAGAUGGUGAAGCUGGUCUGGAUGGCAAAGUGGGCAAGGAGGGGCCAAAGGGGAACAAAGGUGCUGAAGGCCUUCAAGGAAAGCCUGGCCCUAGAGGGCUAAAGGGUCGAACAGGGCAGAGGGGUCACGCCGGCAUGCCUGGACUCCCUGGUUUACCUGGCUCACCAGGACCUGUUGGAGCUGAAGGAAAGCCUGGUACACAGGGACCGCAAGGCCUUGUGGGUAAUGCAGGAAAUAAGGGACCAAUGGGAUUGCAAGGGAUUGCUGGAGAGUCUGGUCAGGAUGGACCACCGGGGUCUAUGGGUCCACCAGGACGAGACAGGCCUAUGGGCAGUCCAGGACCACCGGGAGAAAGGGGUUUUACAGGAAAGACAGGAUCCGAGGGACCGCAGGGCCCUGUUGGCAUGUAUGGUUUCCCAGGAAACUUGGGCAUGAGAGGAAGACCAGGCCACACCGGAGAGAGAGGAGAGCCAGGUUCUAGAGGACCUCCGGGACCUGUUGGGAAGCCUGGACUUCCAGGUCCCCCUGGUCCAGUAGGCGAGAAAGGCAUGUCAGGACCCCAGGGCCAACGGGGAGAUCCUGGGCCUUUGGGAACAGAUGGAGCAUGUGGACCUCCAGGACUUCAAGGAGUCAGUGGGGCCAUUGGAAAACCAGGACCACGUGGAAGUAAAGGACCACCGGGGGACCCAGGGCCAAUCGGAUCCUUGGGUGUUCCAGGUCCUCAAGGGCCAAGUGGAGGGCCUGGUGUGGAUGGAGAGAAAGGAGAGAAGGGAAUGAUGGGCCCCGCUGGUGACGAUGGGCCACUUGGACUGGAAGGGCCCCAGGGUCUUCUUGGUCCAACAGGUUUGGAGGGGCCUCCUGGAUGGAAAGGCGAUAAGGGGGACAAAGGUGCCAUGGGAAAGACUGGUUCUCAAAGACAAAAAGGAGAUGUGGGGCCACCAGGUGCAAAAGGUCUAAUGGGUCCAUCCGGCCCAGCAGGUAGACAGGGCGAUAGUGGUCCAGCUGGUGUUAUUGGUGAUCCAGGCCCUAAAGGAGAAAAGGGUGAUAUCGGGCCACGGGGGUUUACUGGUUUAGAAGGGCCGUGGGGAGAUGUGGGGAAACAAGGAGAGAAGGGGUCAAAGGGAACCAAAGGACAGAUUGGCCUGCAGGGUGAGCCAGGGCUCAUGGGUGGCGUUGGUCCUGCAGGUCAGAAAGGUAUAGAGGGUGGAACAGGUCACCCAGGUCGAGUGGGGCCAGACGGACCUCCAGGAAGCAAGGGAGAAGUUGGGCCCAGUGGUUUGCCUGGUGAACCAGGAGAUGUUGGACCUGAGGGGAUUGCAGGUCCAAAAGGUGUAAGAGGUGAGAUGGGAAAAGACGGGGCACAGGGUGGUGUCGGCCUGGUCGGUCCACAGGGUUUUUUAGGCCCAAAAGGUCUUCCUGGACCUGUAGGAGAAAAAGGAGAUCCAGGUGAUAAAGCAGAACCAGGGCCGGAGGGUCCAGAUGGUCUUCCAGGUAUUCAGGGACCACCGGGACUGCCUGGUUUAGAGGGGCCACAAGGUGAACCAGGGGAAGCAGGCUUACCAGGUCAACCAGGAUCUCCGGGUCGCACGGGUAACUCGGGACCCGAAGGAAGAGAAGGGAUGAAAGGAGAGAAGGGGGAUGAUGGCAAAAACGGAGCACCAGGAAAAGUGGGUCACAUUGGACGAAGGGGUAAAAGAGGCAAAGCAGGGCUACGGGGAACCAGAGGAGCAAGAGGAGAAAAGGGAACAAAAGGAGAUGAGGGAGAGAAAGGUCUUCCUGGAUGGGGCGGAAGUAUAGGAAUACCAGGGUUAAGAGGAGAUCCUGGGGAUAAGGGGGUUAAUGGAGCUGAGGGUGAGAAGGGGGAACAAGGGUCGCCUGGUCCACCUGGAAAAGACGGCUUAAAGGGGAAUCUAGGGCCACUUGGGCCUCCUGGACCUCCAGGACCAAAGGGGGAACAGGGGAAUAUCGGCCAUGCUGGGCCUAGAGGGAUACCUGGAAUACCAGGAAUACCGGGCUUGUUUGGAGACAAGGGACUUAAAGGAUUUCAGGGGCCUCCUGGGCCCCCAGGACUCACGGGCUUACCAGGCCCACCGGGUCCUCCAGGACCUCCAGGUCUUUCUCUGAAUUUGACCCUGACCCAGAUGAAGGACCUGAUGUACAGUUCAGACAAGCCCAAUUACUCUCUGGUUCAGACACUGCUGGACUCGCUGUACCGUGACCUCCGGCUGCUGGUGGAUCCUCCUGAUGGUAGCAAGCAGCAUCCAGCCUCCACCUGUCUAGAGCUGUGGCUAUGCCAUUCCAACUACACCAGCGGUUUUUACUACAUUGACCCAAACCAAGGCAGUCCUAUAGAUGCUCUUUUGGUCUACUGUAACUUCUCAAAGACAGGAGCAGAGACCUGCCUUCACCCCAGAGAUGCACAUCUGCCCAUAAAACUUUGGCAGAACGACUCUGGAGAUAACAGCAGGUUCUACUGGUUAAGUUCCCUGGAGGGAGGAUUUAAGUUUGAGUAUCCAGCCCUGAGUGUGGUCCAGCUUCGCUUUCUAAGACUGCAAAGCAACCGAGCGGAGCAAAGAGUGACGUACUCCUGUUCCCCUGGACAGCAAGUGGGACAGACACAGCGCCAGGUCCAGUUUCUUACUGAUGCUGUGAAACAGAGCUAUUUAGGAGAACUGCAAGACUGCAUGUCUGCAAAGGAAACGGAUCCCGGGCCACGGGAGUCUGUGUUCCAGUUUGAGGACAUGAACCUGCUUCCUCUACGUGACAUAGGAAUCUUUGGCAACAGUGGUCACGAAUUUGGAUUCACCAUCGGUCCUGUGUGCUUCAGUUAGACACGUCCUGGCUGAUAGGGGUGGAUCUUGUGUUUUAACACAAAAUACAUGCUACAAAGAAAGACAGCAGGACACUUUAAAGGCGUUUGUAGUAUCGGUGGAUUGCAUUAAAGGAAAUAUCCUACACCGUUUCUUUAAGACAGCGACUUCACAGGAGUCUUCUGUCUGUCUGGGUGCUGAUGGUCAAAUGGACAUUGUGCUUUCUGUUUACAGAGACUUUCAGUUUUGUAAUUGAUGUAUAGUUUUGUACCUAAUGUUAUUUGUUUUAUCACUAGCUGGUCUUGGAAUAACAUUGUAGAUGAAGCUGGAUUGUAUCUUUGUGUUAUUUUGUCUCCUCGAAUAUUUGUAUUGACAGGGUUCUUAUGCAACCACUAUGUGGUCGCAUGCUCCACGUUCUAGCUGUAUUCUUCUGUAUAGUUAACCUACAGUAUAUUAAUCUACAGGACUAUAACGCAGACUGCAUACUUUUGAGUGUCUAAAAAUUAUUUUCCAUCUCAUCCAAGAGUCUACCUUAAAUUCAUAAAAAUAACAUGAACAAAAGGUCCUAAUAAGUGCUGUGAGGUUUCCAUACACCCGAGGUCUGAAUAUCAGGAAACUUUUGUUUUAAAUUACUGUACUACAGUACAAUUUUUUGCUUUUGUCAUAUGUAACCAUGGUCUCUUCACUACAAUAGUGUUUAAAUAUAUGUAUUGGUUGAUUUAGGGGUGCUAAUAUUCUCGAAAGACAAAGACAGACAGCAAAUCUGGUUUGAAAAUGAUGUCAGCUUUCUGCAUCUGUGCAACCACUUAUUUAAUGUACAUUAUUGUUAUAAGACUGAAAUUUCAAGCAAACACAGUGUCUUAUAGUUCACAUUUACUGUAUGUUGGUCUCAGGGAGCACUUAUAAUGACUUUGAUCCAAGUUGAAAUAAUGGACUCAUCUCCAUGAGUAAAAACAAUUUCAUGGAAUAUGUUCAUUAUAGACCAACACAAACCAAAAUAGUGCAUUUACUCAUCUAAUUUUAAACAUUUUUAUUGUGUUUUAGGCAAAAGGUGCUUCAUGUUCAACUUGCCUACCUUGAAAAACUACAUUUUGUUCAAUUAUAUUUUGUAAUGUAUAUUGUGUUUUGUAUUUGUGGUUACGUUGAAAAUUGUAUGCUGGUCAUCUGUUUGAGUAUCAGCUCUAUAAUAAUGUAUCAUUUACAUCAUGUGGAUCCAUUCUGCAUCAUUGUUAAAAACAGAGUUUCUUUUGAAUGCUUUGUGAAGUUGUUUUUUCCCAAAUAUUGUAAACGCUCCGGAUAAACACAGGAGGUAUAUUGACAGAGACAUCCAUUCACAGUUAAAGUGAUCAGAGAUAAAAUAAGGGUUCAACUAUGCUUAGUGCCAAAUCUGAAAAACAAUCAUAGGUGGUCCUCACUGGUUAAAAAACAUAUAAGGCUUAUAAUCGCCACAUCAUGUUUAAAGGCGGAGUGCACGAUAACUGAAAAACGCUUUAGGAAAGGGAGUCGGGCCGACAAUCAAAACACACUUGUAGCCAAUCAGCAGUAAGGGGCGUGUCUACUUACCGACAUCAUUUUCUGGGUUGCAUAUGUGUGGGGCGGGUCUAUCAACCCUGCUGAUCAAAACAAUAAAACCAUUACAGAAAAUUCUAUUGGUUUUAUUGGGAAUUGUAUUGGUUCUAAU